Molecule: messenger RNA, 1193 nt
Organism: Schizosaccharomyces japonicus yFS275
Lineage: Eukaryota; Fungi; Ascomycota; Schizosaccharomycetes; Schizosaccharomycetales; Schizosaccharomycetaceae
Product: metal dependent phosphohydrolase
Exons: 1
Coding region: 35-661 (208 amino acids)
Biological process (GO): deoxyribonucleoside monophosphate catabolic process
Molecular function (GO): 5'-deoxynucleotidase activity
Source: RefSeq, a predicted model, not a curated record
CACAUACCCAAUAAACCUCAACAUAAUUAAGGCAAUGACGUACCCAGGUCUCCCAGCUGUUUUACCGUUUCUGGAUUGUUUGUCUUCGUUGAAAACGACUCCACGUACUGGCUGGUUGUAUCAUGGGAUUGAACACCCAGAAUCAAUUGCUGACCACAUGUACCGGAUGGGCGUAUUGUGUAUGCUCUGCACGGACCCAAAGAUCAACAAGGACCACUGUGUGAAGAUGGCUCUCGUGCACGACAUGGCCGAGUCUAUCGUCGGUGAUAUAACUCCCCAUGACAAUGUGACUAAGGAAGAAAAGCACCGUAUGGAAUCCGAAGCGAUGGAGAAGAUCGCUUCCCAACUCAUUCCUAAAAAUUACGCAGCAAAUGCCCAGGAAAUCCAAGCUCUGUUCCAGGAAUACGAAGCUGCAGAAACUCCAGAAGCUCUGUUUGUAAAGGACGUCGAUAAGUUUGAAAUGAUUGCUCAGAUGUUCGAGUAUGAGCGUAAAUACGCCGGAGAAAAGAAUUUGGAACAGUUCACUUGGGCCAUCAAUAUUGUCAAACAUCCCCAGGUUAGAGGAUGGGCCGAGGAGGUCCUCGCAGAACGGAAGCGUUUCUGGGAACAACUCAAGACGAAUACGCCUGCUGCUGCCUCAAACGAAAGCUCAAAAAACUGAACGAAUCGGUGACCAGUGUGCGAUUUUUAUUCACUCAGUAUCGGCGAUUAUGAAUGGCAACUAUAUAUCUUUUUUGCGAUUUUCGCAUCUUUGCGUUCUUUACACCCUUUUUCCCCUUUCUAAAAACCAAUGAUAAAAAAACAAACAAAAUUAAACAAAAAGUAUUUGAUGGGAAUUCUUGCUUUCAAUUACUGGAUGUCUGCAGUCACUGUACUUUAGUGUGUUCUAAGGCCAGGGUGUUGGUCCUAGUAUACUUUUACUCGUUUCCUUUGCUGUCGUCUUGUCCAGUUCAAACCAUUCUCCAUACGUUUGGCUACUUUCUGGCAACGAUCAUUUCAUUGUUACGUGUUCCUGUCUUUUUGAACAAUAAUAGAUAUUCAUUCUCACUGUUUUUUAUCACCAAGGAAGUCCGGAAACAGGGAAAACAAAACUUUACGAGUCCCCUAUUACCGGCUGUAUCUCGUUCUGAUUACAGCUCGUCCACCCGUUUAUCCUCACUUACUAACUAGAAGCAAUUCAUUCCUUGUUUGCU